GUCCGCGCGCGCCCGCUGAGGACCGACGCCGCCGAAACGAGCAUGCCCUUCCGCGCGUACGCAGACUCGAACGCGGCGUGACCGAGGUCCACGCGUCAGAACACCCCUGGGCGCGAGGAGAGAGGACGCGCUCACGGUGAGCACCCCAAAGAUAGUCUAGCCACUGCCGAAGGGACGCGGCCCGCGCCAUGUCCCAACUCACGCUGGCGUGGGCGGUGAACCAGUCCAGACGGGUGUUCAGGGCGAAGAAGAAGCAGGUGCACCCCGAGGACGUGUCGUCCGCGGGCACCGACGGAGGCGGGUCGUCGUACCACGGGUCCCCCGCGAAGAGCCGAGGCGUCGGGAUUGGCAAUCAGGGGCGCGCCAAGAAGCCCGGGUGCCUCGGGGCGCUCAUGGCGCUCAUGGGGUUCGGCCGAGGGGGGUCCAAGGUGAGAGCCGCCGCGAGGCAGAUGAGGCGAAGGCGCGCGGGCGACCCAAACAACCGACCGCCGGGCUCGCCGGGCUUCGGCCCUCCCGCGUCGCCGCUGAGCCGCGGCGGACUCCUCUCGAGCGGGGGCUCUUCUUCGCGGAGCGUUUUUAAGUCGCCGGUGUCGCCUUCGCCGAUGCCGCGGCCCGAGCUGGACAUCGCUGGACAUCGACCUCGCAGCACCGGCGGGCUCGACGGGCGCGCGGCGAGCAGGGGACAGAGCGCGGAGCACCUGGAGGGCGGCAUGGGGUACCGGGACGCGGAUGAGUUCUCGAUUGGCGCGACGAAUUCUCGAGAAUUCUCGACGAACGUCCGAAGGUCGCGGUUGGGUCCCGCCGCGCCGCCUCCGUCCAUCGCGAGCGGGUUCGAGGAGCUCGACGAGACGCUCGUGGACGAUGAUGAUUCGGCGCCGCGGAUCGGGACGCCGGGACGGGCCACGUCCAUGGGAAACGCGUCGUGGACCCAACCGGGCUAAUCGAGAUAGUCAUCGUAGCAGCGAAAACGGUAGUCUACCUUCGUACCUUCGCAGGACAGAUACAGUAGGUUGGAUAUCAUAACACAGUAGACCAUACAUCUU
Molecule: messenger RNA, 1043 nt
Organism: Micromonas commoda
Lineage: Eukaryota; Viridiplantae; Chlorophyta; Mamiellophyceae; Mamiellales; Mamiellaceae
Exons: 1
Coding region: 189-941 (250 amino acids)
Source: RefSeq, a predicted model, not a curated record